AUGGCUACCAGUUAUUCAAACCCAGAGUCUCUUACAGAGCUCUCAAGCAUAAUAGAGCGAACGCUCAUUGACACAGGUCGCUUAUUCCGCAAAUCCGGUUCAAUGCCAUCGAGAACCCAUCUACAACGAUCCAUUCCCUUGUAUCAUGAUAGUUUCCAAAAUGCCCUGGAUAACCUAUCAGAACAAAUAUUCAUCGCCAAAGCCUACUUGGAAAAAGACUACGAGGCUCUCAAGGCGACCAGCGCUGCACCUCUACCGCUCCAAGAUGUGGUCAUGAGUGAUGAUAAUAAGCAGGUCAAAACUGAAUUACAGCCUCAAUCAACUGAAACCCCCGCAGUGGGCAACAAUGUUGAAGCGCCACUCAAAUCAGAAGAGGGCGCCUCUGUGAGCCAACCGGCCCCCGCAGAGACCAAAACCGAAACCAAGGAAGAUCAGGUACCCGUCAAAGAAGAAAAAGAUACCAAUGCACCCGUAUCAUUCCCGGGAACAAAUGAGGAUCUCACAUUUGAUUCGGUCCUGAAUGCCGGUGGCACCAAUGACUUUGGUCUCAGUUUGGACUUCAACGACGAUGACAUGGGUAAUCAAGCUUUCCUAUCGGGAUCAAACUUUGGAGCCUCAGGCGCCGACAAGUCAAACACUCCACAACCUGCCCCUACCGGUGGCGGUGCAUUUGAUAUGGAGUUGCAGAAAACAGAAGGGGAUGAGGGUACCUUCCCGGGACAGGGUAAUGGGACGGAAGAUUUCAUGGGCCCGGCGGAAUCAAAUUUCGACGAUCUCUUCCUGGACACUGACAAUUUCGGGGAGAACGGGGGGGACUUCAAUCAAUUGGAGGGUGAUAGUUUGAUGAAUGUCAAUGAGUUGGAUGAUAAUUGGUUCAAUUAA
This is a messenger RNA of Penicillium soppii, 882 nucleotides long. RefSeq lists its product as uncharacterized. Lineage: Eukaryota; Fungi; Ascomycota; Eurotiomycetes; Eurotiales; Aspergillaceae. Bases 1 to 882 code for a protein of 293 amino acids. The record is from RefSeq and is a predicted model, not a curated record. The transcript is spliced from 3 exons.